ACAUAUUUCACUACAACAGCGCAGACAGCACACCGUAGCAGGACUUCGGUAACCCAGCAAACCCUAGGCAAUGGCAUCUUACUAUACCUUCGAGGACCUGUCAGGAGGAUCGCCAAGCGUGAAUCAGACCGAUAAUCCUUAUCACGACCUGAUAGAGUCAUGCAAGAACGAUCAAGCUGAAAUUCAACGCCGCUAUGACAAUCACCGAAGCAAUCGCACGGCUCAGCAGAAAGAAAAGCUGCUCGCUGACGACUUCCCCGGCGUCACUGUCGAUGAUAUCCUCGCGAAGCUGGAAGAUCCCCAACAGCACCAGGGCUACCAAGAUCCUCGACAUUGUCUUGUGUUUUGGGCUCGUCCCACCGAGAACGUGAAAGCAGUGGUGGCAGAGCUUCAAGAGGAGCUAAAGACAGUCGCUCCGAAUCUCUGGCUGAUGCCGCAGACGAGUCUACACAUGACAGCACUCGAGGUGACGCACUCCCUGACGGAACCAGAAAUCGAUGCGCUGGUUGAGCAGAUCCGACCACAUGCGGAGGCCAUCACAGACUAUACUUUCAAUCACAGAUGCAGGCUGGUCAAGCCCAUGGUGAGCUUCGAUGCUCAGGCACUUGCUCUGUCAUGGCUUCCUGCUGCAAGUGAGCCAUCAAAAGAACUUCCACGAGAAGGCCAGAACGACAGCUAUACCUAUCACCACCUUCGUCGAGAUUUGUUCAAUCUAGUCUCAGCCUCUGGCGUCAAAAUUGCGAGCAGAUAUGUGAUCCCUUCAGCACACUUGACGAUUGGUCGCUUCAUCGAUAAAUCGGAUUUCCAGACUUCAGAUGGAAACGUAGAUCCAAUCAAAGUGGCUACCUUGGUGAGCAAGAUCGAGAAUAUCAACACAUGGCUGAGGAAGACCUUCUGGCCAAAGCCAGGCCAGAAUACCAGAGACAGAGGCAGUGAAUGGGUCGUUGGUGAGGAAAAGGGGCUGGAUUUCAGGAAAGGAACAUUAUGGUAUGGUGGGGGAGAGACAAUCAGGCUUGGAAAGGGAUUCGAGGUGUGAAGAAGACGAUGCGAUAAACACGCGGCAACCGAAUCAAUCCGCUCCCUUUACCAAAAUCCUAGCAGAACCAAUGAACCAAAUUCAAGAAACCUCGUCCUUCUCCGCCUCCUCCAAAGCCCGAUGGCGAUACGCAGAUUACUUCCAAUUCAUCGCAAAACCCUUCCAACCCCAGCCCGGCUGCGUUGUAUUGGUUCCACUUUCGCAGCCCGCGAGUGAACGGACAACACUAUGAAUACUUCC
Messenger RNA from Sphaerulina musiva SO2202, 1276 nucleotides. RefSeq lists its product as uncharacterized. Bases 71 to 1036 code for a protein of 321 amino acids. The record is from RefSeq and is a predicted model, not a curated record. Lineage: Eukaryota; Fungi; Ascomycota; Dothideomycetes; Mycosphaerellales; Mycosphaerellaceae. The transcript has 2 exons.